Messenger RNA from Eupeodes corollae, 2258 nucleotides. RefSeq names its product protein TAPT1 homolog. Gene Ontology annotation, biological process: maintenance of protein localization in endoplasmic reticulum; positive regulation of cilium assembly. The coding region runs from base 102 to 2033 and encodes 643 amino acids. The transcript is spliced from 2 exons. The record is from RefSeq and is a predicted model, not a curated record. Gene Ontology annotation, cellular component: ciliary basal body; endoplasmic reticulum membrane. NCBI's taxonomy places the organism in Eukaryota, Metazoa, Arthropoda, Insecta, Diptera, Syrphidae.
UUUACAUAUUUCCGCACAAACGUCAGAAAAAGCAAAGUCCAAAGCCACAAAAACAAAACAAAAACCCGCUUAAUCGUUCCAAAAAAAAAGGAAAGAAAAAUAUGUCACGAAUCAAAGACGACCACACAAAUUUCGCAUCAACUCCAACAUCUAAAAAGCUAAGGUUUCGUGGAGAAAUAAAUUUACAAAAUCGCAUCGAUGAAAUCUUCGACGAUGUUAGCGAGCGGAGAAAACUAAAGACUGCUUCUUCUUGUGACGAAAAUGCCGAUGAAGUGGAACCCAAACGAAAAGGAACCCCAUCGUUUAUGGACUUCGUCAAAGUAGAAAUGACUCGCGGUUAUAUAUUGGAACACGACGAGGAGCGCUACUCUGCUCGCCGUCAGAAAAUAUACUCAUUCAUGAAAAUUCCCCGUGAAGUGGAGAAGUUUAUGGGCUACGGUGUAAUUCAGUGUGCCGAUUCAUUCCUCUACAUCCACACAUUUUUACCCAUUCGAUUCUUCCUGGCUAUUUGGGCUGUCAUAAGUCGACCAAUAGCCAAUUGCCUAGGACUCCGAAGGAGAACCCAAAAGCUGCUAACACCGGCUGAGAUUUGUGACCUGUUGAAGGGUGUCAUCUGGAUUGCAUGCACAUUCCUCAUGCUCUCUGUGGAUACAAAUCGCAUCUAUCACAUAAUUAAAUCCCAGAGCAUCAUAAAAUUGUACAUUUUUUACAAUAUGCUCGAGGUUGGUGAUCGACUGCUCUCGGCUUUCGGCCAGGACACCAUAGAUGCCCUCUUCUGGACGGCAACUGAGCCGAAAAACAAGAAGCGCGAACACUUCGGUCUCAUUCCACACAUUAUUUUUGCCUUAAUAUAUGUCGUGCUGCACAGUUUCCUAAUCAUGUUUCAAGCCACAACAUUGAACGUAGCUGUGAACUCAAACAACAAGGGUCUUCUCACAAUAAUGAUUUCAAACAAUUUCGUAGAGCUAAAAGGCAGUGUAUUUAAAAAAUUCGACAAGAAUAACCUCUUCCAGCUAACCUGCAGUGAUGUGCGCGAGCGAUUCCACUUGUCGGUUCUUUUGUUUAUAGUGGUCAUCCAAACAAUGAAGGAGUUCAAUUGGAGUGCUACGCAAUUCUAUGUUAUGCUUCCCGAUUGCAUCUAUGUGCUGAUCACAGAAAUUCUAAUCGAUUGGGUGAAGCACGCAUUCAUUACAAGAUUCAAUGAGCUGCCAGUGGACGUGUAUCGAGAAUACACAAUUAGUUUGGCCUACGACAUGACCCAAACGCGUCAAAAACACGCAUUUUCUGAUCACUCUGAUUUGGUGGCCAGAAGGAUGGGUUUCAUUCCAUUUCCUCUGGGGGUUGUUCUCAUUAAGGCAAUUCACAGUGCUGUUUCAUUCGAUAACUGUGCGGCAAUUGUUUUGUUUUUCAUCGCAUAUCUAACAUUGAUGGGCUGCAGGAUUCUCAACACAAUUUGUGCGCUCGGAAAGGCCUGCGAGCUUAUGAAGCAACAUCAAGAGGAAAAGAACAAUUCCACACCCGCUUCAUCGGUCACAAAUGUAUGCCCGAUUCCAACUGUCCAGAGUCCAACCCGCCCCAAGGCAGCACCAACACCUAUACCAGAGACAACAAAUGCAACAGGUUUGCCUUCGGUACUGCAUCGUUCGUAUAUAAAUGAUGCUGCUUCAAUCGGAGCUACAUCUACUCCGAAUAAAUCAACUGCCGUUGAGGAAUCCGAUUCUCUUUUAGAUGCAAAAAAUUCCCUAGAACUUGGAGCAACUGCACUCUUUUCGAACAGUGACGUCGACUUAGAUGAUGUUUGUUUAAAUGAGAAAGUCCUGGAGGCUUCCACGACGUCUGGGGGCGAUGAAGUUUUCGAAGAAGGAAAAGAACUCACUCGCAGUGUUCCCGACUUACAACAAGAAUCAAGUGGUGUGGGGAGCAAUGUAUCUUCUGAACGACCAGCUAAAAAGAAAAUUGUGCGAAAGCACAAACGUUCUGAAUCCGAGCCAUCUAUGCAGAGCAUUAUGGGGGAAAAAGAGGCGCCAGCGUAGUUGACUUAGCCAAACUCAUAGUUUGUUAUUUGCUUCUUGUGGUUUAUGUUUAAAAUAAAAUAUUCCUUUUUUUUCGUAUGUUGAAAGCGAUUAACUGUUGAGGUACUGUUAUCACAAAACAAACAAACAUAACCACAACAAUUAUUACUGUAUUUAAAUUUUAAAUAUUUAUAUAAAAAAAAAUAUUCAAAUAAAUUAAUUUUAUGAUUGUUUAUAAUGAAAGAA